AUGGCGCGUCUCCUCCACGACGUCGCGGCUCCGGCCCUCCUCCUCCUCAUGCUCAUGACGCCCUGCAUCAUCAUGGUAUCCAUCGCCACCAUCAUCGUCAACACCACGACGUGGAAACCCCCCUUUGCUAUUUCCACGCCCACUUCCAUAGCUGCAUCUACCAUCCUCACAACCCACUUCCAAACGGACAACACGCUCAUGGAUAACAUCUCGGUCCCGGAUCAAAGCAACAGUCUCAAGAGUGCGACCGGCCUCGCCGAUAGCCCCUCCGUCGCAACUGCUGGUGGUGGCAACACGCGCGCGAGCGACAUCGAUCUUAAAACUGAGAGAAGCACAACUUCUGAUGUACAUAUCAUCCCUCUUGCGCUGCGCAAGGCUAGCUACGGAGGUCGUCCACGCGAGUCUCUGCAGGGUGGCCUGCUCCAGCGUGAUGGACUAUCAUAA
This is a messenger RNA of Drepanopeziza brunnea f. sp. 'multigermtubi' MB_m1, 444 nucleotides long. RefSeq lists its product as uncharacterized. NCBI's taxonomy places the organism in Eukaryota, Fungi, Ascomycota, Leotiomycetes, Helotiales, Drepanopezizaceae. The record is from RefSeq and is a predicted model, not a curated record.